AUCGAAUGAAAUGUCAUAACAAAAAUAAGAAACUAGGUAUACAGUGCAUUGCAGGAUUUUCAGAGUUGCUUACAAAUUCAACUUAAUUUGAAAAUAUAACUUAAAAAUGUCUGAUGAUGAAGUGAUACGAUUUGAAAUCACUGACUAUGAUUUGGACAAUGAAUUCAAUCCAAACAGAAACCGGCGAGCAAAGAAAGAGCAGCAAAUUUACGGUGUAUGGGCUAAGGAUAGUGAUGAAGAUGACAACGAAGACAAUAUCAGGCAAAGAACUCGGAAACCAAAAGACUUCUCAGCGCCCAUUGGCUUCGUGGCUGGUGGGGUUCAACAGGCAGGCAAGAAGAAAGAAGAAAAGAAAGAAAUACAAUCAUCUGAAGCUUCCACAUCCCGUCCGAAGUUUGCACCAGACAGUUCCGACGAAGAUGAGAAGCCAAGUAAUCCCGCUGAGAGUGAGACGGCAGGCAUUAGAAGAGCAGGACAGGGCAUGAGACCAGUUAACUUUGGAGGGAAUAUGGGGAACUGGGAGAAACACACCAAGGGUAUUGGAGCCAAGUUGUUGUUACAGAUGGGUUACCAACCAGGUAAAGGUCUGGGCAAAGACCUGCAGGGAAUAUCGGCGCCAGUAGAAGCGACCCUCAGGAAGGGGAGAGGAGCUAUUGGUGCUUACGGGCCGGAAAAAUCUGCACAAAAGGCAAAGAGAGAGGAAGAGAAGCGCCUGAAAGAGAAAGAGGAUCAAGAGAAGAGUGCAACAGAGAAAUCUUACAACUGGAAGAAGUCGCACAAAGGACGGUACUUCUAUAGGGAUGCUGCUGACGUCAUUCAAGAAGGGAAACCCUCGAUGCAUACUGUUGUCACCAAUGAGUUGUCCCGCGUGCCGGUGAUCGACAUGACGGGCAAAGAGCGGCGCGUGCUGAGCGGCUACCACGCGCUGCGCGCCGCCGCGCCGCGCUUCGAGCACGAGCCGCGGCGUCGGCUGCGGCACUUCGCUGCUACUGCGCUUGCGCACAACCUGCAGCUCAUGGUCGACUGCUGCGAACAGGACAUAAUUCAAAACGCUCGAGAGUUAAAAACAGCAGAAGACGAGAUUGUAGUCCUGGAGAGGGACUUAGAAGAGUGCAACAUGAAGUUGAAAGAGCACGAUGUAGUCAUAGACAAAAUGCAGGAGAUAUUGCGGAGAGUGGAGGCUUUGGACAAACCUGAUGUUUCUUUGGAAGAUGCUUAUGAGGUGUUGGCAGAGUUGAAGGAAAGCUUCCCCCUGGAGUACGAAACUUUCGGCCUCGGCACAAUCGCGGGCACCAUCGUCAGUCCGCUGCUCAGCGCGCUGUUGGCGCCCUGGGACCCGCUCACGGCGCCCGACGAGCCAGUGCAAGUGUUUAGCAAAUGGCGCAAGUUGCUCACCGACGAAGCGUAUAACAGCUUGCUGUGGCAACAUUAUGUCCCACAUUUGAACACUGCUGCCGAAUCGUGGAAUCCCCGCGACCCAACGCCUAUGUUACGGGCGUUAACGUGUUGGUCAGACGUGUGUCCCCCGUGGAUCGUGAGCAACUGGUGCGCCCGCUGCGUGACCCCCCGCCUGCUGGCCGGCGUGCGGGCCUGGGACCCCACGGGGGACACUCUGCCGCUGCACACGUGGGUCUUACCCUGGCACCCUCAUAAUGGGGAGUCCCUCGCCCGUUCCGUGUACCCCGCCAUCCGCAGCCGGCUGGCGUCGGCGCUGGCGGCGUGGCACCCCGCCGACGGCUCCGCUCGGCCGCUGCUGGCCGCCUGGCGCGGCGCCUGGGGCUCCGCCCUCACGGCGCUGCUGCACCAGCACAUUGUGCCCAAGCUGGAGCACUGCCUGCAGAUGGCGCCUUUGGAGCUCGUCGGCAGGGAAAAUGGUGAGUUUUCGGCGUGGCUAUGGUGCGUUGACUGGCUGGAGCUGCUUGGCGCUCCUACUGUGGCAGCCAUUGCGUCCAGGGCGUUGUUGCCGAGAUGGCUGGCAGCGUUGGCGGCAUGGCUCAACACAAAUCCGACUCACGCCACUGUGCUCAACUCGUACACUGACUUCAAAAAAAUGUUCCCCGAGGAAGUAUUGAAGGAGCCAGCGGUUCGCGACGCGUUUAGGAAAGCCCUGGACAUGAUGAACAGGAGCACUGACAUCGAGACUGUGGAGCCCCCCCCUCCGCCCCGCUUCACCGUCACAGACACAAAGGAAACGUCUAGAAUCGCCGACGUGUUAUCUUCGACUACCCAACAAAAAAGUUUUUCCGAGUUAUUAGAAUCUAGAUGUAUAGAAAAGGGGAUAACUUUUGUACCUAUAGCCGGGAAGACAAGGGAAGGUCGGCCGUUGUAUAAGAUAGGGGAUUUGCAGUGUUACGUUAUAAGAAAUGUUAUUAUGUAUUCCAAUGAUGGCGGACGGACUUUUGGACCGGUCAGUAUGGAGCGACUGCUUAAUAUGGUUGAAGAAUGAAAUAAAUAC
Messenger RNA from Plodia interpunctella (Indianmeal moth), 2455 nucleotides. RefSeq names its product septin interacting protein 1 (gene sip1). Gene Ontology annotation, molecular function: nucleic acid binding. Bases 107 to 2446 code for a protein of 779 amino acids. Gene Ontology annotation, cellular component: U2-type post-mRNA release spliceosomal complex. The transcript is spliced from 12 exons. NCBI's taxonomy places the organism in Eukaryota, Metazoa, Arthropoda, Insecta, Lepidoptera, Pyralidae. The record is from RefSeq and is a predicted model, not a curated record. Gene Ontology annotation, biological process: spliceosomal complex disassembly.